UCCUCCUCCCACUGCACUUUGGCCCACGCCCACGGGCGCCCCGCCCCCCUCGGGCUUAUAGCAGGCGCCGGGCACCUCCGGACGCCUGGGAGCCGACGGCGCGGCUGCCUGCUUGGCCCGGGAGCCCCGGCGCUGCCGCCUUAGUGGCGAAGUGAGGCGGCGGCUGCGCCCCGCAUCAUGGAGGGCAGCCUAGCCGCGACCCCAGCCCCAGCCCCGGUCGCCACCGACAGCCGCCGCCUCCCGCGCCGGGUCUGCCGGCUCUCGUCGCUGUUCUCAAGGUGCCGUCCCUUCCUAACCUCCAAGGCAGUAUGAAGGCGACCCGGGACCACGCGAGCGCCCCUUUCUGUACGCGCUUCAACCACUCCGACCCGGGCAUCUGGGCGGCCGAGCGCGCCGUUGAGGCGCCGAACAACCUCACGCUGCCCCAGGAACCCAGCGAGGACUGUGGCUCGGUGUCCGUAGCCUUUUCGAUGACCAUGAUGAUCACCGGGUUCGUGGGCAACGCGCUGGCCAUAACGCUCGUGUCGAAGAGCUACAGGCGCCGGGAGGGCAAGCGCAAGAAGUCGUUCCUGCUGUGCAUCGGCUGGCUGGCGCUCACCGACAUGGUCGGGCAGCUGCUCACCAGCCCGGUGGUCAUCGUCCUCUACCUGUCCCACCAGCGCUGGGAGCAGCUCGACCCGUCGGGGAGGUUGUGCACCUUCUUCGGCCUGACCAUGACCGUCUUUGGGCUCUCCUCGCUCUUCAUUGCCAGCGCCAUGGCCGUCGAGCGGGCUCUGGCCACCCGGGCGCCGCACUGGUACUCAAGCCACAUGAAGACCAGCGUCACCCGCGCCGUGCUUCUAGGCGUCUGGCUGGCCGUGCUCGCCUUCGCCCUGUUGCCGGUGCUGGGCGUAGGUCAGUAUACUGUCCAGUGGCCCGGGACUUGGUGCUUCAUUAGCACUGGGCCUGGGGGCAAUGGGACUAACUCCCGGCAAAAUUGGGGCAACGUUUUCUUCGCUUCUGCUUUUGCCAUCCUGGGGCUCUCAGCGCUGGUGGUCACCUUCGCCUGCAACCUGGCCACCAUUAAGGCCCUGGUGUCCCGCUGCAGGGCCAAGGCCACGGCGUCGCAGUCCAGCGCCCAAUGGGGCCGAAUCACGACAGAGACGGCCAUCCAGCUCAUGGGGAUCAUGUGCGUGCUGUCGGUCUGCUGGUCGCCGUUGCUGAUAAUGAUGUUGAAAAUGAUCUUCAAUCACACGUCAGUUGAGCACUGCAAGACAUACACAGAAAAUCAGGAUGAGUGCAACUUCUUCUUAAUAGCUGUUCGCCUGGCUUCACUGAACCAGAUCUUGGAUCCCUGGGUUUAUCUGCUGCUAAGAAAGAUCCUUCUUCAAAAGUUUUGCCAGGUAGCAAAUGCUGUCUCCAGCUACUUUAAUGAUGGACCUAAAGUGCCGCCUAUCUCACUAUCCAAUGAAAUAACACAGACCAGGAGCAUGAAAUCAACUUAAUCAACUUGCAUGUUCACAGCUUUUGGCAAAAAAUAGCCCUAAAUCUUACUGUGAAUUUAGGCAUCUCUAGCAUGCCGCUAUUUAUGCAUUGAAGUAGCAUUUUUGAUAUAAGGCCUAAAUGGUCUCAGAAGCAUAAAUAUUAAUAAUGCCCUAUAUGCCAAAAGUAUUAAAACACAAGCAAAGGAAAAUAGAUUAAUAACAGUCUAGUGUUUUGGGGUCUCUUCCAUAUGUAGCUGAAUGUGUGAUUAUUUAUUAGGUGAAAGCGCUUCUUUUAUUUUUAUAAAUGAUCUUGGUCUGUGGUGGGGGCUGUGUAGGGAUAGUUAAUAUUCUAUGGGGAAUUCAACAAACAGAUAUUUGAAGACAAGGCAACAGCUUGUUUUUGCUCAAAGGCCUUGGUCUUCUGCUUUCUCUUUUACUCUCUCUCUUUCUCUCUGUGUCACUUUUAUUCCCCUUAAAUUUUUUAAAAAUGUUGAUUUAGGAUGAAAAAAUGCAUAACAUAUUCACAGUAUUCAUUGAUACUGAUGUUACUUAAAUGUCAUUCAAUAUGCAAAUUAGCUGCUAACCUUAGAGUCUGUUUUGGUUGGGUUGGUAAUUAGGUUUAUUCAUUACCUGAAUGAGUCAGUUAAUUCCAUUUAUUUCAAACAUGACAAUUUGUGAACAUCCAAAUUGUUAAAUGUUCUUCCUUUAGAUUACAUUUUUAAUUCCUACAAGCCUGGAGAAGAUUCAUGAAACUGUAUUUGGGAGUCAGUGAAGUGAUUUUUUUCAAAAUUCUAUUUAAGGACUGAUUUGAGCCCUAAAUAUAGGUACUUUGGCUAAUUAUUUUCCCUGAUUUUUCCACCCAAGGUAUUCUCUUCAGUCUUUUGUGUAUUUAAAUACUAACUCCUAAUCUAAGACCAGUAAAUAUUUUAAAGCUUCCAUAAAGACUUUCCAUAGUUUAGCCUAUUUAUAGGAUAAGGAAAUUAUAAUAUUGCACUUUCUCUGCCCUCUCUUCAAAGCUUCUAUCUAAAUAUUUAUUAUUAAAAUGUAUCUCUUAUUAUGUGCACAAACCUUGACAGCUAAGCUUGAUAUCUUUUUGGCACAAGUAGGUCACUACAUUAAAUUUUGAGAAUUACACUUAAGAAAAUAAAAGCAACUCCCCAACAAACACAACAAUCUUUCAAAUCAGACCUACAUAAAAUGUUCUUUGUACUCUUUAGAGCAUUUGUUUUGCAAACUUACUGUUUCUCAUUCAGAGUUUAACUUGCCUUUUCCUUUAUUGUUUUCCCAGUUUUAAGAAACUUGAAAUUUAUUUAUACUCCUUUAUAGUAACUACCUUUUUGUGUGUGUAUUCAAUAGGCAUCUGGGGAAGAAUUAAUUUUAAGAGGUGCAAAAUAUCUAUUAGAUUAAUAUGUUUACCAGGCUAAGUCAAUUAGGAGGAAUCAAUUUAAAUGCUCAUGUCAAACUGAGUGAGAAGGCAAAAUCUGCUGAGAGUGCUUAUGUAACUCAUGGUGGUUCCACUAGUCUAGGUUUUGGAAAAAAAAAUGAUGACAAAUAACCUAUACUAAAAGGACAUUUAAAAAUUUCUCUAUACCAUAGAAUUAAAUAAUUCCACAAGUCACCUCAUGGAGGAUGAGACAAAACUAUAUAUUUUAAAAAAAAGUGUACUUAAAUGACUUUAAAAUGAAGAGGCUUCACAUACAUAGCAUAGAUCCAAGUAGUGUGAGCUUGAAUGGGUUAUUUUUUCCAGCACCUUGCACUUGGAAUAUAGAAAGUGUUCAGUGACUCUUUGUUCAGUGAAUGAAUGAAUAAUUAUCUGCCAAAACCAAGUGCACAUCAGUGGGGUCCCACUAUAUGGUUGAAGUGCUUCGUGACUGUACGGACCAUCGAGCUGAUAAAGUGAAUGAACUCUGCUUGUUUAAUUACAGAAAUACGAAGUUAUCUUCAAAUGUUCAGCAUUAUAUUGCUUCAUAACGAAGUACAUCAUUUGUAUUAAUAAUUUGAGAAACUACUAUCCCCAAGUGGUAAUUGAGAUGACAGUCAAAGAAAUAUCACUUUUCAUCCAACCACAGAAAUUCAUAAAGACAAAACAACCUAAAACCCAUGCUUAACUAUGGAAUAGUUUCCUGCCCAGGAAUAGAUGGUAGCUGUGGUUGAUGGCAGUUUUUGAACAAGCUUGAAAAGGAAGUGAAAAGGAAGAGUUACGUAAACAGCAUGUGACUUGUUAGUACAUGAAAAGCCUGGUACGAAAUGUUAGUCCUAAAUGAUACUGGCCUUUGGAUGAUAGCUGAGGUUAGAUUUCAGGAUGUUCAGAAGCCCUAAAUGUGAUAAGGAAGAAAACAUCUAAAGUCACUGCAGACGAGUAUAUCAGUUUCCAAGUUUAAGUUCCUUAGUCUUUAAGUUCACUCAAGUAUACUUAGUUUUAAGCAGGAAAAAAAAUGCGUGCAAAAAUUAUGACAAUCCCAAAACUUCUCAAUACUGGUUUAAAAAACCGGAGACCUAGGAAACCAAAUAGAAAGAAGUGAGUGCAAUGUAAAAAUAGAUGUAAUAUCGACUAUUAUAGAUUUUACAAAGCUAUUCUGAUUUUCCACACAGUGAAUUUAUUCAGCUAUGUUGUAUCACAGAAGAGAAUGAUGACACGUCAACCAAUAAGAACAGUUUAUUUUUCAAAUGAAAUAAGUAUGGUAGAUAUCUUUAAAAUAUUUUAAAUUGAAGAAAUUAAAUGUGUUAUCCAAGGAUUUUGCAUAUCUGCCUAAGCUAUAUACCAAGUCAUUUUAAGUAAACAUAAGCAUUUAAUCAUGCCAGAUUCAAAUGAUUGCCAAUUUAAAGCCAGAUAUAUAUACUGAACACUUAUUUAUUAUAUAAAAGACCUCUUGACCAUGUUAUGGAAUAAAAUUUUAGAAGCUCAUGUAAAAGUCAACUGUAAAAGACCCUGAGAACACACUGGCAUUGAGUAAUAGACAAACUAAAAUCUCUAACAAAACAGUAUAUUAAUAAAGUGGACAAUCUGUGGCAGUAUUCUUAGAUUUUCAAGAAUUGGGCCUUUUAUUUAAUACUUUGUAUGUUUUUGUUGGUUUUGACCCCAGAUUAGUGCUCUGUUUUCAGUCUUCCCCAUGUUGAUAAUCAUAGCCCUUUUGUAUUGGGAUUAAGUCAGCUAAGAAAAUAGAAAAAUCUUAUUCUUUGAAAUUUUAAACACAUAUAUUGCCCAUUUAUUUUCAUACUCUAUUCCCAAAGCUUCUUUUGAAAUAUGCAGGUUACUAGAAGGUGAGUGACACAGAGAGACUGUAGAGUAUUUAUUACUACAAACAUAUUAAAAGUUUAUUGUGGAAUAACUGAUGACGUUUCCAUGAUUUACCUCUGUAAAAAGUUUAGGUCAUCAAGCACGCCAUAUCUUCACAGCUGCUUGUUUAUUGCUGUCUUUGUGAUUGUGUAUGUUUCAAAUCUACUAAAGCUGAGGUCUAAAUAAGUGAACAGAAUUGUUUAAUUAAAGAGAUUAUAUCAUUUUUUAAAUAAAGAGCAUCUAAUACUGUGGCUAUAUUGAUAGAACUGUUUUCUGAGUUGCAAUACAAUGUUAAUAAGAGGUGACAUACAUCUAUGAUGUUUCAUAAUGGAGGUUAUGAUAUAAUCUAUUUACAAACUUUGAAAAUCAAACUAAAACUCACAUGCACAUUUGUUAAGAAGGUGCUGUCAGUUCAAAACUCUAAGACAACUAAUAGGUAGUGUUACAUAUGAAUCAUGAAACAGAAUUAUGGCAAAUUUAAAAAUUAGAACUUCAUUAUACUGGUAUCAUGUAUAUGGAUACUAAUUACAUGUGAAAGUUCAUUACCCCUGGAUUACUCUCACCCAAAAGGUUUCAAUUUUGUAAUGAUUCGUGCUGUAGCUAUUAAGUAAAACCUUUCACAUGCCUUCCCUGAAUGCCUUUUUUGGAUUGAGUCCACCUUCAAUAAAACUAAAGAAAGUAAAAA
Molecule: messenger RNA, 5425 nt
Organism: Capra hircus (goat)
Lineage: Eukaryota; Metazoa; Chordata; Mammalia; Artiodactyla; Bovidae
Gene: PTGER3
Product: prostaglandin E receptor 3
Exons: 2
Coding region: 309-1484 (391 amino acids)
Biological process (GO): adenylate cyclase-activating G protein-coupled receptor signaling pathway; inflammatory response; phospholipase C-activating G protein-coupled receptor signaling pathway
Cellular component (GO): plasma membrane
Molecular function (GO): prostaglandin E receptor activity
Source: RefSeq, a predicted model, not a curated record